Thamnophis elegans (Western terrestrial garter snake) is the source of this 3428-nucleotide messenger RNA. RefSeq names its product general transcription factor IIIC subunit 3 (gene GTF3C3). Gene Ontology annotation, cellular component: transcription factor TFIIIC complex. The record is from RefSeq and is a predicted model, not a curated record. The transcript is spliced from 19 exons. NCBI's taxonomy places the organism in Eukaryota, Metazoa, Chordata, Lepidosauria, Squamata, Natricidae. The coding region runs from base 141 to 2840 and encodes 899 amino acids. Gene Ontology annotation, biological process: transcription by RNA polymerase III. Gene Ontology annotation, molecular function: protein binding.
GCCCCCCCCCCCUUUCUCUUCGUUCGUAGUCGGACUCUUUUCGGCGAGGGAAUUGCGGUCCUUUACAAAAUAGGUUCCCCGUCGUUCGCCGGAGCGGCUGUUGAUAAUCGCCUUACGGUUGUUCCUCAGUGCAGCAUAAAAUGUCAGGGUUUAGUCCCGAAUUAAUUGAGUACCUGGAAGGGAAAAUCUCUUUCGAGGAGUUCGAGCGUCGCCGAGAGGAGCGCAAAAGCUGCGAAAGAAAGGGACAAAAUGUACUCAUUGAAGAAAAUGCAGAAGACUUUGAUGGACCCUCUACUUCUGGGCAAGGAAUGUGUACUGAAAUACAAGGACAUGUGGAAGCAGAAGAAGAGAUAUCAGAUGGUAUCAGUAAAUCUGUCCAUCGAGUUUUUGCUUCCAUGAUGGGAGAGAAUGAUGAUGAUGAAGAAGAAGAGGAGGAAGAUGAGGAGAUCUCUGAGCAACCUACAGCUGGCGAUGUUUUUGCACUAGAGAUGGUGCUUAAUAGAGAGACUAAGAAAAUGAUGAAGGAAAAACGUCCACGCAGUAAAUUGCCUCGUGCCCUGAGAGGCCUCAUGGGUGAAGCUAACAUUAGAUUUGCUCGAGGGGAACAUGAAGAAGCCAUUCUAAUGUGCAUGGAGAUCAUAAGACAAGCUCCACUUGCUUAUGAGCCAUUCUCCACUCUUGCUAUGAUUUAUGAAGACCAAGGAGAUAUGGAAAAAUCCUUGCAGUUUGAACUGAUUGCUGCUCACUUAAAUCCCAGUGACACAGAGGAGUGGGUCAGGCUAGCUGAAAUGUCACUUGAGCAAGACAAUAUUAAACAGGCUGUCUUUUGCUAUUCGAAAGCUCUGAAGUAUGAUGCUACUAACGUGCGUUACUUGUGGGAGAGAUCAAAUCUCUACAAACAGUUAGGGGAGCACAAACUGGCAAUGGAUGGCUACAGACGCAUUUUAAAUCUUCUGACUCCUUUUGAUGGUGAACGAUUUAUGCUUUUGGCAAGAGAUAUGGCCAAAAGUUAUUAUGAAGCAAAUGAUAUUACUGCUGCUAUUGAGAUAAUGGAAGAAGCUUUUAUGAAACAUCAAAGCCUUGUAUCCAUGGAAGACGUUAAUAUAGCUGCUGAGCUGUAUAUUUCCAACAAGCAGUAUGAUAAAGCAUUAGCAGUUAUUACAGAUUGUUCAGGAAUUGUACUCGAAAAGCAAGAAGCAGAAAAAGAUUCUUCAGCAGAUAAAAACGAAGCAAUGGAAAGUCAGGAAGAUCCAGGAACAACAAUUAAUCAGCAAGAAUAUGUGCCUGGAACCAAUUCUGCAUCUUCAGAAAAAAUUACAUGCUCUAUACCUGAUGGUGUUCCCAUUGAUAUCACUGUGAAACUCAUGGUGUGUUUGAUUCACCUGAAUAUCUUGGAGCCUCUCAAUUUCCUUUUGACUAUCUUAGUGGAGCAGAAUCCUGAGGAUAUGGGAGAUUUGUAUCUUGAUGUUGCAGAAGCAUUUCUUGAUGUUGGAGAAUACGAUUCGGCCCUCCCCCUCCUGAGUUCCCUGGUGUGCUCUGAAAGAUACAAUUUAGCUGUUGUUUGGCUCCGACAUGCAGAAUGCUUGAAAGCGCUGGGCUAUAUAGAUCGUGCUGCAGAGAGUUAUGCCAAAGUGGUUGACCUUACCCCUCUGCAUCUGGAUGCAAGGAUCUCGCUCUCUACCCUACAACAGCAAUUGGGCCGGCCUGAGAAAGCUCUAGAAGCACUUGAGCCCAUGUAUGAUCCGGAUACCCUGGCACAGGAUGCCAACGCUGCUCAGCAAGAAUUAAAAUUGCUGCUUCAUCGAUCAACAUUGCUGUUCUCUCAGGGCAACAUGUAUGGCUAUGUAGAUUCUUUGCUCACCAUGUUAGCCAUGCUGUUAAAGGUAGCCAUGAACAGAGCUCAGGUGUGUUUAAUAUCUAGCUCAAAAUCGGGAGAAAGACAUCUCUAUCUUAUAAAAGUUUCAAGAGAUAAAAUCUCUGAUAAUGAUGACCAAGAAACAACAAAGAAAGCUAUAUUUUUGGUGCUUACGAGUGUUCUGACAAAAGAGGAUUGGUGGAACCUUCUCCUUAAGGCAAUCUAUGCAUUGUGUGACCUUAUGCGAUACAAGGAGGCAGAACUGCUAGUGGACUCCUCAUUGGAAUAUUAUUCAUUCUAUGAUGAUCGGCAGAAGCGCAAAGAACUGGAAUACUUUGGUCUCUCGGCAGCAGUUUUAGACAAGAAUUUUAGAAAAGCUUAUAAUUAUAUCAGGAUAAUGGUAAUGGAACAUGUCAGUAAGCCUCAGCUUUGGAAUAUCUUUAACCAAAUCACCAUGCAUUCCCAAGAUGUCCGGCACCAUCGUUUCUGUCUACGAUUAUUGUUGAAGAACCCAGACAAUCAUGCACUGUGUGUUUUAAAUGGCCACAAUGCUUUUGUAUCCGGUUGUUUCAAGCAUGCCCUUGGGCAAUAUGUACAAGCAUUCCGUACUAACCCAGAUGAACCCCUGUACAGCCUUUGCAUAGGCUUGAUUUUCAUCCACAUGGCAUCUCAGAAAUAUGUUUUAAAAAGACAUGCCCUCAUAAUACAGGGGUUUUCAUUCCUGCAACGGUACCUGAGCCUUCGUGGUUCUUGUCAAGAAUCUUAUUACAACUUAGGACGUGCCCUUCAUCAACUGGGAUUAGUACAUCUUGCUAUUCACUAUUACAAAAAGGCCCUGGAAUUACCUCCAUUGGUCCUAGAGGGAAUAGAAGCUGACCAGACAGACUUACGAAAUGAUAUCGCUUUCAAUUUGUCGCUCAUUUAUCAGAGCAGUGGAAAUAUUCGAAUGGCUCGCAAACUGUUGUAUACAUAUGGAACUGUAUGAGGACAAAGUUAUACACGGUCACUGAGAUGAAUUCCUUUCCUUGAUUCUAUGGGGAGACUUGGAAGAGACUGAUGGAAGAAUGGUCAAGACAGAGACAUCAUGAAUGGACUCCAGCCUUUGAAUUAUAUAAUUCAACACUCCUUAAAACUGAAUGAGAAAUACAAGAAGACUUAAAACUUUCUCGAUAGAAGAAGUCUAAGAACUUUCUUGAUAGAGUUGAAGGUUGAGCUGUUUUCCUUUGGGAAACUUAAUCCUAACCGUCUAACCAAUGACCAAUUUGAAUCUGUACAGGAAUCAAGAACAUUCUCAGCUUUUUGAUACACAAACCUUAUUCCAGAAUAGUACUGACUCUUACUUACCUUUACAAUACCAAUGUUUAGGCCAAGGUUGGGAUUGUCAUGCCUCUUGUUCUAUUACAGUACAUGAUUGUUUAUAAGAAUUAUGAAUUCUUAGCAACUUCUUCUUCAUUUGGAAGAAAUAAAGACUCAGAUUGUUAUGCAUGUUUUUCUUAUUUAAAAAGGAGACAGAAGAGAAACUGUUUUACUGUUCAUUAAUUUCAGGAUAUGAUAAUAAAACAAAGGCAAAAAU